Molecule: messenger RNA, 2854 nt
Organism: Penaeus chinensis
Lineage: Eukaryota; Metazoa; Arthropoda; Malacostraca; Decapoda; Penaeidae
Product: bestrophin-2-like
Exons: 12
Coding region: 471-2246 (591 amino acids)
Molecular function (GO): chloride channel activity
Source: RefSeq, a predicted model, not a curated record
GAGAGAACUUGGUUGGUGUUACGUGCGAUGCUUUGAAACUCUGAUUAUAGUUUUGGUGUGUUAUUUUGAGAGCAUUUUGACGUCGGUGUUACGUGUGGUACCUUACAGUGAAAACUUUGUCUACUAGAAUUUUGAAUUACGGAUAACACUAUACUAAACGUUGACUAAACCUUUGGAUGUGUCAUACAUAAGUGACUAAAUUUAGAGAAAAAACACCAUAAUAAUUAGAAAAUGUGAUAGCCGGUAAUAUGGGCUGAAGAAAUACUUACAGCUAAAUAAAGGAAAGUUAUUUUAGUGACAAAAAAUGUUAUUCAACCGAUGAAGGAAAGAUGAAUGUGGUUGCUAGUCAGCUAUUCAGGAAAUGAAGACAGUCGAGGCAUUCUGAGUGUCUGAGGGCUACUCUCCCAUCGGCGUCCUGAUAAAAGGGAUAUAAAGCUUGAAGAUUCUCCCUAAGAAAAAGUGGUUUCAACAUGACCAUCACUUACACGCAUAAGGUUUCCGACUGCAAGGGCUUCGGGUCGUUCUGGAGGCUUCUGUUCAGAUGGAAAGGAAGUCUCUACAAGCUGGUUUGGCCUGACACCCUGGUCUACUGUUUCCUUUAUUUCAUCUGUUCCAUGGUCUAUAGAUUUGCCCUGGACGAUGAACAGAGAAGGAUCUUCGAACACCUCUCCCUCUACUGCGACUACUUCAGGAACCUCAUCCCCAUCUCCUUCGUCCUGGGCUUCUACGUGAGCGUCGUGGUGCAAAGAUGGUGGGAGCAGUACCUGUCUAUCCCGUGGCCGGACAACUUCGCUCUCUUCUGCUCUUCCUAUAUCAGUGGCAAGAACGGACCUCCACGCCUGAUAAGAUUAACAAUGCUAAGAUACGUGAAUUUAAACUGCGCUCUGAUCUUCGCCAAAAUUUCCCCGACGGUCAAGAAAAAAUUUCCUUCCUAUAAGGAUCUGAAAGAAGUUGGAUACAUGACAUCCAACGAAAUGCGGAUACUAGAGGCUCAGGGCUCGAAGUCCAGCGUCCCCGUGGUGUUCCUGCCUCUCCUGUGGGCGUGCAAGCUGGUGGAGCGAGCCAGGACGGCGGGUUAUAUCAAGGACGACUUCGGCGUGAAGCUCCUGCUGGAGGAACUGGCUAGUCUGAGGAACAAGAGCGGGAUGCUGCUUCGCUGGACGGAGAUCAGCAUCCCUCUUGUGUACACGCAGGUGGUGACUAUGGCCGUGUAUUCCUUCUUCUUCUUCUCCGUCUUGGGUCGCCAGUUCCUCGACCCCGCGCAGAACUACAACAACCGGACCAUUGAUUUCUUCGUGCCAGUGUUCACCUUGUUGCAGUUUUUCUUCUAUAUGGGCUGGCUCAAGGUGGCCGAGUCGCUGGUCAAUCCUUUCGGAGAAGACGACGACGACUUCGAGAUGGAUAAGAUUCUCGACCGCCACCUGGAGAUGUCAUACCUCCUCGGGAACAUCACGACGCUGGAAGACCCGACCGACCAGGAGGACAUGUACUGGGGCAAGACGUUCUCUCAGCACCUCGACGACGGCGACCUCGGCCUUUUCAGCACCCCGACGCGCCCUCCCAGGCCCUCCUUUACCAAGAAGGAACAGCUGAUCAAGAGGACGUCGACGGGGAGUCAGCCGGACGCCCCGAGCAAACAGCAGAACCUCCUCAGCAGACAGCACUUGACUCUCGAUAUCCAGACGGAGUCGCCGAAGAGUGGGACUUCCUCACUGCAGCGAGGACGACGUCUGAGUCAAGGUCAGCCUAUCAUCAAGGAGGACCUCCUGUCCGACGACGGGGAAGACGCGGAGAGCGAAGGACUGGCCCAGACUCCGACGUCUCAGAACAGGAAUCCUUUUGACUUCAUGUGGGAGGAAAUGGAUGUGAGUCCUACAAGUGAGAUUCUGAGUCCUAGCAGACCAGUGAAGCAAUCCUCAUCGCUGCCUCCAGGCUUCGAUAACAGACCUCCCCUGAGAGUGCCCGAGACCGCUUCAGACCCGAAGACCGAAGCCAAAGGACACGUCAACCCCGGCUUCGAACCAACGAACCCAAGAACAUCCCCGGCGUCCUUCGGAAACCACGUCGAGGGCAUCACCAACCCGAGGUAUUCUCCCGAAGUGCCGUCGACAUACCCUCCCGAAAGUUCUGCUAACGAUGCCCACCUUCGGGCCGAUACCCAGAGACUCCACGCUCCGGGGGGAGGUCACAUCGGCGCCCUCAGGAAGGUCCCGAGUAGUCCUUCCAGUCUCGACCAAAGGAAAUGAGAACUGAAGAUACAGAAGAAGUUUUCUCUCCUGUUCCCUCUGAAGCUGACUCCUCUCGGCGCCCACCCCUACGCCCACCAAAGACGCCCUUCACUACACCCCACUGCAUAGGGCGUACCCAGACGUCUUGCAAGGAGCGAUAUAGGUGUGCGGGUCAUUACGACACUCGACACACCUUUCUCGAUAGGCCUACGUAGGUUCUACAGGCCCGGGAAUGAGUCUAAUAGUCACUGAAAGUGUACUAAUUAGAUAUGUAUUAUAUUAAGGCUUAACGGAGCUUAUGUAUCACAGUUACAGAAUGUAACAGUAUAUUAAGGUUGACAAAAACGACUAAAGUCAAAAUCUAUGUGAAAGAUAUUUGUAAAAAAAUGUGUUCUUGUCUCGGUAUUUCACGAAGAAAAAAGUCGGUCAGGAGAAAAAGAUAUAUGUAUUUUAAUUGUGAUUUAUGAUGAUCCAGAUAUAAACAGCAGACGACAUAUUGCCGUUAUUAUUAGUAUUGUUAUUAUUUUGUUUGUUGUCAUCAUGAUACCUAAUAGAGGGAAUUUAUAACGAGUUUAACUGUUUGCACGAUGUUAUAUAAAGGUAACUAUCAUAAAGUUUUCAUGAAA